ACAGAUUUAAGAACGAUUGGCAAGAAAUUCCUCCCCAGUGACAUCAAUGGUGGAAAGGUGGAAAAGCUGGAAGGGCCAUGCGUUCUGCAAAUACAGAAAAUACGCAAUGUUGCUGCACCAAAGGAUAAUGAAGAAUCUCAGGCUGCUCCCAGAAUGUUACGUUUACAGAUGACCGAUGGACACACAAGCUGCACAGCUAUAGAAUACAGCAGCAUGUCAAAAAUAAGCCUGAACACUCCACCUGGAACAAAAAUUAAGCUUUCAGGGAUUGUUGAAGUGAGAAAUGGAUUCUUGCUGUUGGACGACAGUAACACAGCAGUUCUUGGAGGUGAAGUGGAGCAUCUUAUAGAAAAGUGGGAAUUACAAAGGAGUUUGGCAAAACACAAUAGGAGUAACAUUGGAACAGAAGGUGGCCCUCCCCCUUUUGUACCUUUUGGGCAGAAAUGUGCCUCUCACGUGCAAGUGGAUAGCAGAGAUCUUGAUCGCAGAAAGACUCUGCAAAUGACAAAUACUGUAAAACCUGUUGCAGACAAUGAUGAAUUUGAAAAGCAGAGAACAGCUGCUAUCGCAGAAGUAGCAAAGAGCAAGGAGACCAAGACGUUUGGAGGAGGUGGUGGUAGUAGCAGAAGUAAUCUCAGUGUGAGUGCUGGAGGGAAUCGAAACAGGGAACUGUUCCAGAAAGAGAAGAUAACAAAACCUGAGGGAAAGAAUGAAGGUGUCUACCGAGAACUGGUUGAUGAAAAGGCUCUAAAACACAUAACAGAGAUGGGUUUCAGCAAAGAGGCAGCAAGACAGGCACUUAUGGAUAACAGUAACAACCUAGAGGCAGCAUUAAAUUUCCUCCUCAACAGCAGUAAACAGAAACCCAUUCAGGGACCACCACCUAGAGGUAAAGGGAAGGGCCGAGGCCGAAUAAGACCUGAAGAUGAAGAAGAGCUAGGAAAUGCCAGACCAUCUGCACCAAGCACACUAUUUGAUUUCUUGGAGUCCAAAAUGGGUACUCUAACAGUAGAGGAGGAACCCCAAGUGAAGAAAAAGAUUACACACCUUUUGUCGUAG
This is a messenger RNA of Eurypyga helias (sunbittern), 1059 nucleotides long. Its product is annotated as tudor domain-containing protein 3-like. The coding region runs from base 154 to 1059 and encodes 301 amino acids. Lineage: Eukaryota; Metazoa; Chordata; Aves; Eurypygiformes; Eurypygidae. Gene Ontology annotation, molecular function: protein binding. Gene Ontology annotation, cellular component: nucleus. The record is from RefSeq and is a predicted model, not a curated record. The transcript is spliced from 9 exons.